CGCACUUGGAUGACAAACAAAUAAUCAUUUUGUUUCAGCUAUUUGCUGCCAUUUUUAUUGAACUAUAUUUUGUCAUGUCUCGUAUAAAUUUUUGCUAAUAUUGCAGUUGAAGGAUUAUGGUAGGGAGAGACUCUACUCGUAUGAGGCCUCCCUUAGAUGACUAGGCUGUAGCACAGAAUUUUCGUAUAAAAUUGGUAGCUAACGAAAGUAGAUCUAGAUAACAGAAAAUCAAACAUCAACAGAAAUCAUAAUCAUUUCAGGCGAGUGCGAGUAGGAGGGGGAGGAGGAAUCUCUCUGCACUAUGAGAACUUCUUGGAGCUAAAUCCGGCCCGCACAUUGCUGGUUGUGGCCGAUUUCACGGUGCUCCUGCUGCUGCUGCUGCUCGUCUUGGUCACGGUUGUGGAGGCAUUACUGCUGCUGCUGUUGAUGCUGUUCUUUGUCGUAGUACUAUUGUUAUUAUUAUUAUUAUUAUUAUUAGUGUUGUUGUUGCUGGUAGUGGUACUGCUGACUGUUGUGAUGCUGCUGCUGCUGGCACUCAUCAGCAGAGGGCGACGUGGCGGCAUUCGUUCAUUGACUGCAUCCAAGCCCUUGGCCUCGGCGAACGAGUGGAUGUGCGAGGCUGCGGUCAGCCCUUGGAGAGCUGUAUAAAAGUGAAAGUUAAGUUUAAUAAAGAUAGAUAAUAAUAAAAGUCGUAAGAGUCAAUGUAUAUAAUAUAUAUAAAUCUCGACCUUUGGUAUACAAAAUUGCCGAAAUUAAUUGGUUAAUCGAACCGGAUAGGCAAUUACAAACAAAUGUAGUUAAUAGACCAUUGCAGCUUAUGGACGGUCCUAUCAAAAUCCAAAUCAAUAUUUAUAAACAUUAUUUGUGGAAAUGAACCCAUCUCUACCCAUAGAACUAAUUUAGUUCUCGACUGCUUUCGAAAUGAACUGUCCAGUGCGGUUUGCGGUGCUCCUUUGUCUGGUGGCUGAGAUCCAUUCAAAGUUUGAGUUCACCAACAUGCAAUGCAAUACUCUGGAUGAAACAUAUGCCAAAUUUGAUUAUUGUUUUCUGAAGUCAGUGAAUCGCAGCUACAAGUACAUUUCCUUGAAAGUGAAAUUGUUGCAGACACCCAUUACCAAUGCCAAGAUAAAUGCCGCCUUGUAUCAACGUUUCAGUGGCUAUAAGCCAUGCCUUUAUAAUUACACUGUGGAUGGCUGUAAGUUCAUGAAGAAUCCUCGGACAAACCCUGUUGCCAAUUACUUUUUUGGACUAUUCAGUAGCCACACGAAUUUUAAUCAUUCGUGUCCUUAUGAUCAUGAUAUUAUUUUGGAUAAGCUUUCCAUCGAUUUUAUAGAUGAUAAAUUUACACGUGUUCUGCCCUUUCCUAAGGGCAGUUACCUAUUCGAAACCCACUGGUAUUGCGACAACAUCAAACGUGUCGUUGUCAAAGUUCAUGGAACUCUUUCGUAA
This is a messenger RNA of Drosophila obscura, 1449 nucleotides long. RefSeq lists its product as uncharacterized. The transcript has 4 exons. The record is from RefSeq and is a predicted model, not a curated record. Lineage: Eukaryota; Metazoa; Arthropoda; Insecta; Diptera; Drosophilidae. The coding region runs from base 922 to 1449 and encodes 175 amino acids.